CCGCAGGCGCGUUGUGCGCCCUGGGCUCAGUAUGUGGCGCGUUGGUCGCCAGCUGUGUGUGCAAGCUGCAGGAGGCAUCCGGCUCUCCGGACUUUGGAACAGGCCUGCCGCCUUCAUGUCCACUCUGCUCAUCAAUCAGCCCCAGUAUGCCUGGCUCAAGGAGCUGGAGCUCCGCGAGGAGAACGAGGGCGUGUAUAAUGGAAGCUGGGGCGGCCGGGGAGAGGUUAUCACGACCUAUUGUCCAGCUAACAAUGAGCCAAUAGCAAGAGUCCGACAGGCCAGUGUGGCCGACUAUGAAGAGACCGUAAAGAAAGCACAAGAAGCAUGGAGAAUCUGGGCGGAUGUUCCUGCUCCAAAGCGAGGAGAAGUAGUGAGACAGAUUGGUGAUGCCCUGCGGGAGAAGAUCCAAGUACUAGGAAGCUUGGUGUCUUUGGAGAUGGGGAAGAUCUUAGUGGAAGGUGUGGGAGAAGUCCAGGAGUACGUGGAUAUUUGUGAUUAUGCUGUUGGCUUGUCACGGAUGAUUGGGGGACCCAUCUUGCCUUCGGAAAGACCUGGCCAUGCACUCAUUGAACAGUGGAAUCCUGUAGGUCUGGUUGGAAUCAUCACUGCGUUCAACUUCCCUGUGGCAGUGUAUGGCUGGAACAAUGCCAUUGCAAUGAUCUGUGGGAAUGUCUGCCUUUGGAAAGGAGCUCCAACAACUUCCCUCAUUAGUGUGGCUGUUACAAAGAUAAUAGCCAAGGUUCUGGAGGACAACAAGCUGCCUGGUGCGAUUUGUUCCUUGACUUGUGGUGGAGCAGAUCUUGGCACAGCAAUGGCCAAAGAUGAGCGAGUGAACCUGCUGUCCUUCACUGGGAGCACUCAGGUGGGAAAACAGGUGGCCCUUAUGGUGCAGGAGAGGUUUGGGAGAAGUUUGUUAGAGCUUGGAGGAAACAAUGCCAUUAUUGCUUUUGAGGAUGCAGACCUCAGUUUAGUUGUUCCAUCAGCUCUCUUUGCGGCCGUGGGGACAGCUGGCCAGAGGUGUACCACCGCAAGGCGCCUGUUUUUACAUGAAAGCAUCCACGACGAAGUUGUAAAUAGACUCAAAAAGGCCUAUGCACAGGUUCGCGUCGGGAACCCCUGGGACUCUAAUGUGCUCUAUGGGCCACUCCAUACCAAGCAGGCAGUGAGCAUGUUUCUUGGAGCAGUGGAAGAAGCAAAGAAAGAAGGUGGCACCGUGGUCUAUGGUGGCAAGGUUAUGGAUCGCCCUGGAAAUUACGUAGAACCGACGAUUGUGACAGGUCUUGCCCACAACGCGUCCAUUGCACACACAGAGACUUUUGCUCCGAUUCUUUAUGUCUUUAAAUUCAAGAAUGAAGAAGAGGUCUUUGCAUGGAAUAAUGAAGUAAAACAGGGGCUUUCAAGUAGCAUCUUCACCAAGGAUUUGGGCAGAAUCUUCCGCUGGCUUGGACCGAAAGGAUCAGACUGCGGCAUUGUAAACGUCAAUAUUCCAACGAGCGGGGCUGAGAUUGGAGGUGCAUUUGGAGGAGAAAAGCACACUGGUGGUGGCAGGGAGUCCGGUAGCGAUGCCUGGAAGCAAUACAUGCGAAGAUCUACUUGUACCAUCAACUACAGUAAGGACCUUCCUCUGGCUCAAGGAAUCAAGUUUCAGUAAAGGUGACAGUAAACUGAUGACUUCAAUCUUUUAGCCGUUCUUGCAGCUCGUGCUUCUGAAGAAGACACAGUUAAGAUUUGCCCUCAAUAAAUGCAUCAUUUUGAAUAUGACAGUGGCUAAUCCUUUAGCUCCCGAGGCCCUGAUUAAAUCAAGAGACUCAUUUUUUUUUUUAAAACUAAAAUUGUCACAACAUAGCCAUAUUUAGUAAAAGAUUAGAUGGACUUUUAUGUCAUUUGUAGUUCUUGAUUUUUUAAAAGUUUAUGAUGAUGAUUAUAAUUUAGAAAAAAUAGUACAUGCCAUAGUAGGAUUUUGCAAAACACAGAACAGAAUGGAGAAGACAGUAGAUGCAGGAUCACCUCCUGAGGAAGUCCAGAAUUCUGCAGCGAGUAUUCAUUCCCGUGACCCUCCUCUAGCGUGUAUCGGAAAGGGUGUGAUUGCAAGGGAGUUGUACCCCUUACGUGUAGAGGACCGGAGCACGACAUCCGUGUGGAGUGACUCGCUCUGUUUAAGAUAACUAAGGGUAUUCAUCACCAUUACACCUUCUCUUACUCAUGAUGGCUUUUGUCACCAUGGAAGAGAUUUGCUGGGUGGACAUAUGUUUCGCUCCUGCCCCAGAGCCUGCACCUGCCAAGGAUGCCAAGUGCGCCUGCGCAUAAUUCUGUUGAAAGCACAUCUGGAUUUCUUAGGCAACCUUAGACCAUUUUCUUUUCUUUUCUUUCUUUUUUUUUUUUUAAAGAUUGGCACCUGGGCUGACAACUGUUGCCAAUCUUUUUUUUUUUUUUCCUGCUUUAACUCCCCAAACCCCCCCGUACACAGUUGUAUAUCUUAGUUGCAGGUCCUUCUAGUUGUGGGUUUUACCAUUUUCUUUAGCUGUUAGGCUUCUGCAGUUGCCCUUGGAUUUGUUUGUGGGGAAUAGCCAGUAUGUGUGUGGCCGCGUGUAUUAGCGGUGAACUGGGGAAAGUGCACUGUCUUUGCUGAGACUCUGCCUCCUUCUCUUGAGAAGCUAUGCAGGAGCUUUAGGAAGUAGUUCUGCCUGGGGCUUCUGUGGAGCCCACACUGGCUCCUGCAGUUCUCUUGUCUUCCUGGCAGUCUGCACUCCCACACUGGGUAGCAGCCGCCACUCCCUUGACUCCUGCCAGCUGGGCCCCGGGCAGAAGCCUUUUGAAGAAGGUGACAUUUGUAGAUGACCUGAUGCACUAGGAUGUGUGGAGAGAUUGGACGACUGGCAAAGAGUAUGGGAUUGACUUAGGACACAGAAAUAAGCAAAUGAGAAAACUAAGCGAUUGUAAAUUUAUCAGGGAAGGAAAGGCAUUCCCGAUAGCUCCACCGCCCACCUAAGUAUGCCGUUGUCAACCCUGAAUAUAAAUCAAGGCAAAUACCGACAAUGUGCCUAUUUGAGAGCAUGUUGGCAGAAAGAAGGGGCGGGUAGGUCAGAAGGCAGAUUGCUCUUCACGGUCUGUAGCGGAAAAUCAGGAAUGCUGAAAUCACAAAAGCAAGAAAUAGGAACAGAGGCUUGUGAAGAUGGGGAGGUAAAUUCUGAAAAAGCAUCGCCUCAAGGGAAGGCAGAUUGGUGGGCACGGGGACAGGAGGGAUUGCUCUUUUUCAUAACAAGCUUUGAGAGAUUGGACUCUCUAAAUCAAGAGAAUGUAUAAUUCUGAUAAAAAUUAAAGGCAGCAGAAAUGACCAUGAUGUUGAAGAAUCAGAUGCUUGGAGUCCUGCAUUUCCAGCCUCCUCUCCUCCACCCCCCUCCCCAGCACACACGUGCACACUUGUCUGCUCCCCAUUAUUGACCUAGAGGCCCUCUAAGUAUCUCAUGAAACGAUCCUACCAAAAGCCAAAAUUUGCUCCCUAUUUGAAAGUUCAAAAUAGACUAGAUUAGAUUGUAUUUGAGAUACAUAUACUUUUUAAAAUAGGUGGUUGCUUAAGAGAAUCAUGCAAUUUGGGCAUUAACUUUAAAAGUCUUGCUAUGGUUUUUCUUUUUAGGUCACAGUCUUAUUUAGUGACUAUAAUACUGUCUGAGGAAAGUAAAGCACAGUUUAAAACAUUUUUAGGAGUCAUGUAAUAAUAGGCCAUUUCCAUUUUGUGAAAUUGUGCAAGAUUGUUUUUUGAUUGAAAUAUUUUCUUAUAUCCUGUUUUUUUCCAGCAUAUUAUUUUGAAACAAAUGUUCAAAAAUACAGGCUGUAUCAGUGUUUAAUUUUAAAAUUAUUACAUUUAUAUUUUCUCUCCAAUUAGAUAUUUAAGGAGGCUCUCCAUCUCCCUAUUGUCUGUCUGCUAAAGCCAUGACGUUGUGGCCAAUUUGGAAUAAUAGUUUCUAGUAUGCUGGUUAGAGGGGUGACCAGCAGCUCUAAUAUUAGGUAUAGAGUUGCGUAAAACUGAGUCUGAAAGCUUUUUUUUGAAACUAAUUCAUAAUUUUUCUAUAAUUUCUAGCAACAACAAAAUUGUAACCUUUUUUUGUCAUAACAUUUAAUAAAAAUUUUGCCUUUAAA
Messenger RNA from Equus caballus (horse), 4137 nucleotides. RefSeq names its product aldehyde dehydrogenase 7 family member A1 (gene ALDH7A1). Gene Ontology annotation, molecular function: aldehyde dehydrogenase (NAD+) activity. The record is from RefSeq and is a predicted model, not a curated record. NCBI's taxonomy places the organism in Eukaryota, Metazoa, Chordata, Mammalia, Perissodactyla, Equidae.